This is a messenger RNA of Mesocestoides corti, 273 nucleotides long. The record is from the annotation of a GenBank genome assembly. Lineage: Eukaryota; Metazoa; Platyhelminthes; Cestoda; Cyclophyllidea; Mesocestoididae.
AUGCGAUUGUUAACGAACCUGAGUCUCUCACUUCUCCUUCUUCUCCUCCUUUUCACACACACACGCAUGGUCGUUUGUUCUGAUGAAGUGGAGUCACAGCACCUGGAGGCACGACAAGUUGAGGAAGUCGAUGUUGAACCGGUUGAUGCAGUGGAUUCGAUGUUGGGAAGCGGUGGGAAAUACCUCCCAAACCACGACAUUGGGGAUCACGUCGAGGACAACCACGACGUGGGAGUUCGCGUCGAAGACGACCUUUUUUACACGCACCUGUAA